Molecule: messenger RNA, 2105 nt
Organism: Phoenix dactylifera (date palm)
Lineage: Eukaryota; Viridiplantae; Streptophyta; Magnoliopsida; Arecales; Arecaceae
Product: polyphenol oxidase, chloroplastic-like
Biological process (GO): pigment biosynthetic process
Molecular function (GO): catechol oxidase activity
Source: RefSeq, a predicted model, not a curated record
CCUUACAGACCUCAAAAAGAAUUAAACUCUAACAUGUGCCUCAAAGUUUCUCGCUAUAAAUUGAUCACAAACUACCCAUUGUUAUUGCAGGUACUAGAACAAGAAAUUCUCAAUGGCAAACCUCCUUAAACCAAAUGCAUCUACCUUCUCCCUCUCCACCUCCCCUAACUCCUUUGCAUGCUCCUUCCAUCGACAAAGGCCUCGGGUCCCUCCUUCUUCCAAGAAAUCUCACCUCCAUCCCAGAAUCUCAUGCAAAGCGAGGGAUGAACACGAGAAACCCAUGCACACCUCUGAGGCCACAGGAUCUUCGGGGAAGCUCGACCGCCGUGAUAUGCUCAUCGGUCUUGGUGGGCUCUACGGAGCUGCCGCCGGUCUUGGCGUCAACCGGAAGGCCCUCGGACUCCCCAUUGAAGCCCCUGACAUCUCCAAAUGUGGCCCCGCUGACCUCCCGUCCGGCGCAAUACCUACUGACUGCUGCCCACCAUUCACGUCCAAAAUCAUCGACUUCAAGCUCCCGCCACGCUCCGACCCCCUUCGCAUCCGCCCAGCCGCGCACUUAGUUGACUCAAAGUACUUGGCAAAGUAUGCCAAGGCCGUGGAGCUCAUGAAAGCCUUGCCGGCCGACGACCCACGUAACUUCACCCAACAGGCUAACGUUCACUGCGCCUACUGUGAUGGCUCCUACGACCAGAUCGGCUUCCCUGACAUCGAGAUCCAGGUCCACGAUUCCUGGAUCUUCUUCCCCUGGCACCGGUUCUACCUCUACUUCCAUGAGAAAAUACUCGGCAAGCUCAUCGGUGACGAGACCUUCGCUCUUCCCUUCUGGAACUGGGAUGCGCCCGCUGGCAUGGGAAUGCCUUCGAUCUAUACUGACCCGUCUUCGUCGCUCUAUGACAAGCUUCGUGAUGCCAAGCACCAGCCACCAUAUCUCGUCGACCUCGACUUUAAUGGGCAGGACCCAUCUUUCACCCAGGCUCAGCAAAUCGACCACAACUUAAAGAUUAUGUAUCGCCAAGUCAUCGCCAACGGGAAGACAGCACAACUGUUCAUGGGAUCCCCCUACCGUGCCGGGGACCAGCCAAAUCCCGGGGGAGGCUCAUUCGAGAACGUGCCGCACGGCACCGUCCAUGAAUGGACCGGUGACAGGAACCAGCCAAAUGGAGAGGACAUGGGCGUUCUGUACUCAGCUAGCCGCGAUCCGAUCUUCUAUGCCUACCACUCCAACGUCGAUCGCAUGUGGUAUGUGUGGAAGAAGCUCGGCGGGAAGCACAAGGACUUUGACGAUAAGGACUGGCUUAACACCUCCUUUCUCUUCUAUGACGAGAAUGCUGAUAUCGUUCGAGUCAAAAUUAAGGAUUGUCUGGAUACGCAGUGGCUCCGCUACACCUACCAAGAUGUCGAGAUCCCUUGGCUGAGAACUCGACCCACUCCCAAGGGUACGAUGGCGGCAAAGAAGAGUGCGAGAUCUCUACGAGCAAUCACAGAGGCAACGUUCCCGGUGACGUUGGACUCGCCCGUGAGUGCGACGGUGAGGCGGCCCAAGGUGUCGAGGAGCAGCAAGGAGAAGGAGGAUGAGGAGGAGGUCCUGGUGGUCGAGGGGAUCGAGUUCGACCGCGACGUGUUCAUCAAGUUCGAUGUGUACAUUAACACGCCUGAGGACGGGGUUGACCCUGGGUCAAGUGAGUUUGCCGGGGCCUUCGUCAACGUGCCACACAAGCACAAGCACAGCAAGAAGGAGAAGAAGCUGAUGACGGCGCUGCGGCUGGGGAUAACGGAACUGCUGGAGGACCUCGGAGCGGAGGCAGACGAUAGUGUGCUCGUUACGCUGGUUCCGAGGAAGGGGAAGGGGAAGGUGAAGGUGGGUGGGCUCCGGAUUGAAUUCUUGAAAUGAAGGGAACAGUCAUAAAGUUGAGAAGCUUUGGCUGCUGCUGUUUUUAUGUCAGUAAAUAAAAGUGGCAACUGGUUUAAUGUCAGUAAAUAAAUGUGGCAACUAUGAUUGCAGUUCAAAGGAUUAGAGUUAUAUUUGGAUAGAAUGCUGGUGGUGUUUGGGUCGAGAUUUCGGCUGUCAAUGUUGAAUAAAGAAAGAAAAUGUUGUUCUAUAGUUC